CAUCUCUCUCACUAGUACUACAUUAAACUGCAGCUUAACAAAAUCACACACUAAUCACACACACACACACUAAUCCUACUAUGUGUAUGUGUAGUUAAAAGAGGAAAGCAGUUAAUACAAGCUCAACCUCAUUCUUAUCCUCAACUCAACUCUGCUCCCCAUUUUCAAGUAGUCUUCAACAAACCCUAGAUCUGUUCCCUCUAAGAGUGUGGGAGUAUGAUGAGUGGCCUAUCAACAGCAGCAGCAGCUUCAGUGACGGUGGCUGUGGAUGGGUUCCGGCCGCCCUUCACGGCGGUGCAGUGGCAGGAGCUGGAGCAUCAGGCUCUGAUAUAUAAGUAUUUGAUGGCUGGCUUGUCUGUGCCCCCUGAACUUGUGGCGCCUAUUAGGAUGAGUUUGGAGGCUUUGCCUUCCAGGUUCUUUCAUCACUCUGCCUUGGGUUAUUGUUCCUAUUACGGGAAAAAAUUUGAUCCGGAGCCAGGUAGAUGUCGAAGGACAGAUGGUAAAAAGUGGAGGUGCGCUAAAGAUGCCUAUCCUGACUCUAAAUACUGCGAGCGGCACAUGAACCGUGGCCGCAACCGUUCAAGAAAGCCUGUGGAAUCUCAAUCUACUUCUCAGUCCUUGUCGACUGCAACAUCACAAAUGUUAAGUGGUGUGAGCACUACUGGGGGAAGCUUCCAGGGUAGAGGCAGUGGAAGCUCUUAUAAUCAGCCUUUGUAUCCAAUUGCCAAUACAGAGAAUCUUUCUUAUGGUACAUCAAAGUUUCAGAUGGAACCUUCCACUUAUGGUUAUAAUAAUAAAGAGUACAGGUAUCUUCAGGGGGUGACCCCUAAUGCAGAUGAGUACAAUUUCUUGUCAGAAGCUUCAAAUAGUGCAAAAGGUCUUGGGAUGGACAGUAAUGAGAACACAUGGAGACUGAUGCCACCCCAAGUUCACUCUAACCCCUUGUUAAAACCAAGAAAUGAUUCUUAUUUGCAAGGGGACUCUACACAGUUGCACUUGCCCCAAGCUAAUGAGCUUGGUGCUGCAAUGUCAAAACAGCAGCAGCAAUAUUGCUUCUUUGGCAACAAUGUAGACUCACUUGGAACUCUGAAACAAGAGCCGAAUUCUAAGCGUCCAUUUUUUAAUGAUGAUGAUGGAUGUAAUAAGAACUCGUUCUCGACCACUCAACUAUCAAUCUCCAUUCCAAUGGGUUCCUCUGAAUAUCUUUCACCAAGUGUUUGCACCCCAGAUGAUGCACUAUAAAGGCUGGUGAGAAGGGUAACACAGCUGUCUGAAAUGCAGUUUAGUGGUUGUACUUUCGAGAUGAUCUUGGUGAACACCAGAAUAGUAUGGCUUGUUUGUUCUUUUUCGGAAAUUGAGUUCAUUUCUCGUUUUGGUGCAUUUGAAUGACUCAAGUUAAAUCAAGUUGCUCAUUACACCAAUUGUUACUCGAAUUACACAAUAAUGUAUUUUGUACCAGAUGUAUGAUUCCGCAACUUUAUUUACAUCGACUUCCAUACUUUUUAGAUCUGGCAAAUAAGGUGUAGUACAGAAAUGAGCCCCGUGCAUCGGGUUUUAUGGAAUUUACCCUGGUCAGAAAAUGUUCA
Molecule: messenger RNA, 1586 nt
Organism: Daucus carota subsp. sativus
Lineage: Eukaryota; Viridiplantae; Streptophyta; Magnoliopsida; Apiales; Apiaceae
Product: growth-regulating factor 4
Exons: 5
Coding region: 217-1242 (341 amino acids)
Biological process (GO): DNA-templated transcription; developmental process; regulation of DNA-templated transcription
Cellular component (GO): nucleus
Molecular function (GO): ATP binding
Source: RefSeq, a predicted model, not a curated record